This is a messenger RNA of Diaporthe citri, 2445 nucleotides long. RefSeq lists its product as uncharacterized. The record is from RefSeq and is a predicted model, not a curated record. The transcript is spliced from 3 exons. Bases 1 to 2445 code for a protein of 814 amino acids. Gene Ontology annotation, biological process: carbohydrate metabolic process. Gene Ontology annotation, molecular function: hydrolase activity, hydrolyzing O-glycosyl compounds. NCBI's taxonomy places the organism in Eukaryota, Fungi, Ascomycota, Sordariomycetes, Diaporthales, Diaporthaceae.
AUGAAGCCGCAGAAGCCGCAGCUGAAGCAGCAGCACUCGGUUACGGCUAGGGACGCUGAGCUGUCGGCACAGUUCUCCAAGGCUUCCGUGUCCGACCUUCCUGCCCUCCAGAACCGCGCCGGCGACAGCACCAGCCCCUAUGUGCAAUCACAUGCCUCCACGCCCGUCGCGUGGCAGCUGCUGGACGACGAGGCCGUACAGCGGGCCAAGAAGGAAAAUAAACUCAUCUUCAUGAACAUCGGCUUCAAGUCAUGCCAUUAUUGCCGCCUGACCACCCGGGAGUCUUUCUCUCACCCCGAGAUCGCCAAGCUGCUCAACAACUCCUUCGUGCCCAUUAUUGUUGACCGCGAGGAGCGCCCGGACAUCGACAACAUCUACAUGAACUACAUACAGGCAAUCAACGGCGCCGGCGGAUGGCCCCUGAACGUCUUCCUGACUCCCGAGCUGGAGCCUGUCUUUGGCGGCACAUACUGGCCCUCCCCCGGCACCGAGCUCAUCGGCCCCGAUGGUGAGGAGGUGGCCGAGGACGAGCGCAUCGACUUCCUGGUGAUCCUGCAGAAGAUGAAAGAGGUCUGGCCGCAACACGAGGCCCGGUGUCGGCAGGAGGCCAAGGAGAUAGUGUCCAAGUUGCGUGAGUUCGCUGCCGAGGGAACUCUCGGAACGCGCGGAAUAGCGACGUCCGGAACGGUGGGGGCCUCGAGUGCCGCCGUUCCGACCGAUACCUCCGGCACGCCGAUGGCAGGGGACUCAGAUCUGGACUUGGACCAGCUGGAGGAGGCAUACAUGCACAUCGCUGGCACUUUCGACCCGGUGAACGGCGGCUUUGGAAUCGCGCCCAAGUUCCCCACCCCGGCUAAGCUCUCAUUUUUGUUAAAACUAUCCAACUUCCCAAGUGUGGUGGCAGAUGUCGUCGGGGACAAAGAGGUCGCGCAGGCGAAGCACAUAGCGCUGCACACCCUGCGGAAGCUCCGGGACGGUGGUUUGCGCGAUCACGUUGGUGGAGGAUUCCAUCGGUAUGCUGUAACGGCGGACUGGUCGAUGCCGCAUUUUGAGAAGAUGGUCUCUGACAACGCGCUGCUGCUGGGCUUGUAUCUGGAUGCUUGGCUAUCAACGGCCAAGGGACUCAAGAAAGAGGACGAAUUCGCCAAUGUGGUUUUUGAGCUUGCAGAGUACCUGACCUCGACGCCCAUCUUGCGGCCCGAUGGUGGAUUUGCCAGCAGUGAGGCAGCAGAUUCGUACUACAGGAAAGGCGACACCCAGAUGCGCGAGGGCGCUUACUACCUAUGGACCCGGAGGGAAUUCGACGAGGUGUUCAAGGACUCUCCCACCGUGGGUGCCCUGGCCGCGGCACACUGGAAUGUGCUAGGGCACGGCAAUGUGGAGCGGGAGCAAGACCCAAAUGACGAGUUCCUUAAUCAAAAUGUGUUGCACACGGUGAAAGGUGCCGAAGAGCUCUGGAAACAAUUCGGCACCUCAUCUUCAGAGGCUAAGGAGUGGAUCGAGACUGCGCGGUCGCGGUUGAGGACCCGUCGUGAGGCAGACCGAGCAAGGCCGGAGACCGACACGAAGGCAGUCACGAGUACAAAUGCCAUGGUCAUCUCGGCGUUGGCAAGGACGAGCUCGGCCAUCAAGUCCGUUGACCCUGAGAAAGCCACCAAGUACUUGAACGCAGCCAGGUCGGCGGCAAAGUUCAUCGAGACAAAAUCGUGGGACGCGCAGGCAAAGCUGCUGUACCGGUCUUAUUUUGAUAAGCGAAGUUCAGCUCAAGGAUAUGCGGAGGACUACGCUUUCCUGAUCGAGGCCUUACUUGACCUAUAUGAGGCGACUGGCGAGGAAAACUGGCUUGAAUGGGCCGAUGGCCUGCAGAAGCGACAAAUUGAGCUCUUCUACGACCCGACAGUGCCCAGCACAUCGCGCCCAGUGACACCCAUGGCGCACCACUCCGCUUGCGGAGGGUUCUACUCCACGGCAGAUGAGGCAUCACUCGUCAUCCUUCGCCUCAAGGACGGCAUGGACACCGCACAACCAUCCACAAACGCCGUGUCCACCUCGAACCUCUUCCGGCUGGGCUUCGUCCUCGGGGACGCGAGCUACGUGAAGGUUGCCCACGAGACCAUCAGUGCCUUCGAGGUCGAGGCCCUGCAGUACCCGUGGCUGUUUAUCGGGCUGCUCAGUGGUGUCGUCACCGCGAGGCUGGGCGGCAUAGUGUGGCUCUCUGCCGCCGGAGACGACCCAAAGAAGGAGGAGCGCCGGCGCAAGUUCUCUGAGCUCCCCAGGGCAGGCCUGAGGAGCUGGGUCUUCCCGAAGAAGGGCGGCGAGAAGGACAAAUCAUGGCUGUUCGGCAAGAGGAACCAGGCUCUGGCGGGUCUGGAGGAGGGAUCUUACCAGUUCGACGGGAAGUACAAGUUGUACAACGAAGCAGAAUCGGACCUGUUCGGUUCUUGA